AUUCUAUGAGGGGUCGGGUUAUGCUGGCGCGGCGGGCGGGCGCCUGACCACUGGCCGCGGACGGCGUGACGGCGCGCGGCGUCCGCACGAGACUCUCCGGGCCUCUCCGAACGAGACUCGCGGACGUUUGUCCCGGCGUCAGUCACAACUCUCGCGUACAGCCUCGAGGCAAGCUGCGUGUACCAUUCUCUCGCGGGUUUUCGCGCCAAAUAUUACGAUCGCUACAAAUUAUGCGCGUCGUCUUUAAUUUUUUAUUUAUUUUUUAUUCUGAUUUACUGAUGGAUUUUGAUUCGGACUUGGCACCGUUUAAUUGACUUUAAUUGUGAUGCGUUUAUUUAUUGUGAUUUUUAUUUUGUUCUUUGUGUUUUUACCUAAAUCUACUAAGGCGAUUCGAUGGCUAGCGCUUCAUGAGAACGAAGGCAACUGGACGGAGGCGGAGUGCGGCGAGGCGCGGCGGCGGGGCGAGCUGUGGGGCGGGCAGGCGCGCGUGUGCCGCCGCCAGCCGGCAGCCAUGCCGCACGUGGCAGCCGCCGCGCGCCUGGCCCGCGCAGCCUGCCUCGCCGCGCACGCCGGCGAGCGCUGGAACUGCAGUUCCAUCGAGUUCGCGCCGAGAUACACGCCCGACUUACUCACAGGUACGCGCGAGCAAGCCUACGUGUAUGCGAUGUCGGCGGCGGCGCUGUCGUGGUCAGUGGCGCGCGCGUGCGCGUCGGGCGCGCUGGCCGCAUGCUCGUGCGCCGCUCCGCCGCGUGCUCCGCCGCGCCCGCCGCGCCAGGCCGCGCCGCCCGAGCCGCACGCGCGUUUCAAGUGGGGCGGCUGCGGAGACAAUUAUCAGUGGGCUGAGAGAUUCGCGAAACAAUUCUUGGACACACACGAGAUAGACGUGCGAGAUGGUAGAAUAGAAGACGAUAUCAUCGAGUGGGAGCCGACCACCGAGAAGACCACCACCCUGGAGCCGACCACGAUGCCUCCCGUCGUCAUAUUGGUGGACGACCAGCCGGCGCCGCCGAACACCACCGCACCUCCGAGAAAAAAAGGUCGACGGGGACGCAAACGUUUGCCGAGGUCACCGAGACGAGGACGGCCCACAAGGAAAAGAUUCAGAUCCAGAUACGACUACGAUGACGAGAAAGAAUUUGAACAUCGAAACAUAGAGUACCGCAUGGCGGCCGACGACCCGCGCUUCGACCCUCAGGUAGACCUGCACACUCGGCUGCUACAUCUGCGGCCGCUCAUUGCAGCUGCCAACCUCAUCAAUAGCCGCUUCGGAAGAAAGGUGGUAUCGCAAGGCAUGCGCACCAAGUGCACAUGUCACGGCGUGUCGGGCUCGUGCUCCGUGCGCACCUGCUGGCGCGCGCUGACUCCGCUGGCGCGCGCGGCCGAGGCCCUGGCGCACGAAGCCGCGCGCGCUGCCCCCCUCGCGCCGCGCACGCCCCCGCGCCGCCACCGCCGCACGAAGACGCGGCUGCGCUACGUCACGCCCAGCCCAGAUUACUGCGAGCCCGACCCCGCCGCUGGUUCAUUGGGCACACACGGCAGGAAGUGCAACGCGACGCUAGGCGGGGCAGCGGGCGGGUGCGGGCGGCUGUGCUGCGGGCGCGGGCGGCGCGCGGUGCGCUCGGCGCGGCUGGAGCGCUGCCGCUGCCGCUACCACUGGUGCUGCCGCGUCGACUGCCAGCUGUGCCGCGUCACCAGCGAGGACCACUAUUGCAACUAGCUCCACUGUCGCACAACUUAUUCAACAAGCAACGCAAAAGUUGCAUAGCUGCCUAGCUCCAGAUCUUAUUUUAUAGUAAGUCUUUGUACCAACACGUGGGUUACAACUUAAAAGGGCCAACGUGACGAAAAAUUUCAAAUAUUUUUAUUCCGAGGUCGAUUCACGAAAAAAAUCAACAGCAUUUAGUAGAUGUUUUAAGAUUCAAUUCACUGGAAUUUUUUAUUUUCGUGUUCCACUCGACGUUCGCAUAAUUUAACCUUGACCACAUUAACUCAUAAUAUUCAUCUUGCCCCGGCACUAUGCAGUUUAUUUAAUUCAGUUGCAUUAAUGCCAAAAACACUUCUCGUACAUAGCAGUCAUAAUGACCUACCUCAUAACAAGAGCGGGUUUUCUAAAUUAAAUGUUGAUAAAAUGCUAGUAAUAGUACCUACCUAUUCAUGAAAAUACAGUAGGUACCUACCUAUCUACCAAUUAAUAGCUUAUUCUACAUGAUUGUCUAUUUUACUUAUCUUACUGGCGGCCGGCGACUUCGGUCGGGUUGAACUAUUUUUUCAAUAGACGUAGGUAAAUCUUUUAAUGGUAAAGUGAUGAUUUAGUAUUAUUACAAAUGAAUUAAAACCGUUUACAUUUACGAGUUCAGUUUAUGACGUCAGAAAUCAGAUACGUCCUACUUACCUCCCUAAAAACAUUUAAUGUAAUAUUAUUUUAAAUAACUAGGACACAAGAACGGAUAUCUUUAACCAAUCAGACUCUUUAAAGAUGACGUGAUAAUUUCAUCACAUUAUCUCCCAAUGAUCUCACUGGUCUAUUCCUGUACACUCAAGUCCCGCUUCGUUGACUCUCCCUAAAGAAUGCUUAACAAUGUAAUCUCAAUCAAUCUUUGUGUCGGAACCUUUGAGUCAAACAGAAAAGAGAUCCUUUCCAUCCAAAGAUAAUUAUUUUUUUGCAUGUACAAUUUACAGACUAGUCAUACUCUAAGUAAAUCGAUGUAAAAUUUUCAGUUAUUUAUUUACUAUUUAAGUAGAAAUUAUAAAAAAGAAAUUGUUUUAUUUUAUUACUUGUCUCGCGUUGCAUCUUGCACAUAAUUUCUAUUUUUCUCUGAGACUGAAGACACUUACUAAUUUUAAGUUUUUAUCUACAGUAA
Messenger RNA from Bicyclus anynana (squinting bush brown), 2861 nucleotides. Its product is annotated as protein Wnt-11b-like. The transcript is spliced from 7 exons. The coding region runs from base 326 to 1717 and encodes 463 amino acids. Gene Ontology annotation, molecular function: cytokine activity; frizzled binding. Gene Ontology annotation, biological process: neuron differentiation; multicellular organism development; canonical Wnt signaling pathway. Gene Ontology annotation, cellular component: extracellular region. The record is from RefSeq and is a predicted model, not a curated record. Lineage: Eukaryota; Metazoa; Arthropoda; Insecta; Lepidoptera; Nymphalidae.